AUGUCCGUGUCAACAAAAAUGUUACAAUACGUAAUCGAUCGAGGGACAGAGUAGAAAGAAAAGAAAGAAAAGAAAAGAGGAAAAAUUGAUUUUCAUUUCAGUCGCAACACGAAUGCAAGGAGCACGGCGAAUCACCGCGUGCCAGCAGCAAGGAUCCCGAGAACGUGUCGUCCUCGGGGCAAACCGCGAAGAUCGCUGCCGAGACUCGCACCGAAUCAUCCGCGGAAUGGAACCUGAGGAACAGUUCCUUGAAGAAGCAGGAGAACACUCCGAUCCGCGACACGAACUCUAUUCUCGAGAAAAUCGCCGAAUUUCACAAGCAUCAACAUGCACGGGGCAGAGACGCGGCAACUGGUUCGCUGCAUCGCACGCUGAGCAUUCAUACGACUGCAAUCGAGCAGACCUACAUGGCCGAAGAAUGUGACGAGAAUGACUAUCAUUUCGAUCUCGAUUCCUACAAACCGGUACAGCCAAUCACGUUCGACCAUGGGGUUGCGUUGUUUCCUGUCGCUGCUCCGCACUCCGGGAUGGAUCUGCACCUUCUGCAG
Messenger RNA from Heterotrigona itama, 548 nucleotides. The record is from the annotation of a GenBank genome assembly. Lineage: Eukaryota; Metazoa; Arthropoda; Insecta; Hymenoptera; Apidae.